GGAGAGGCAGGGAGACGGAGCCAGAGACACCGGCGGCGGCGGCGGCGGCAGCAUCGGGACAAAGAGCACCGGGAUCGCGAUCAGCCGAGACCCGGAGCGCCGCCCAUCCGUCUUCCCAAGAGAGAGAGAGAGAGAGAAAGAGAGGAGGAAAAAAAGGAAGGAAGGAAGGAAGGAGUCGGGGGGGCUUCCCGUUCGCCUUGCACGUGGGGAAGCGGCCGGGGAGACCGAGCCGCGCCCUCCGCUCCGCCAGCCGGCUGGGCUUCCCCCCCGAUCCCCGCUCGCCCCACGUGCUGCGCGGACUCCGGCCGGGAACAAAAGAGGCGCGCCUGGCCGGCCGUCUCGGGGGCUGCGCCGCUACUGCCGCCGCUGCUGCUCCUCCGCUGGCGGAUGGCGGCUCCCUGCAGCCCGGAGAGCGGCGCGCCGCCGGGGGAUCGGCCCCGCGUCUACUUCCAGAGCCCCCCGGCGGGGUCCGGAGGGGAAGCGGGCCCCGACGACGACGAGGGCCCGGUGCGGCGCCAGGGACGGGUGACGGUGAAAUACGACCGCAAGGAGCUGCGGAAGCGGCUGCACUUGGAGGAGUGGAUCCUGGAACAGCUGACCGUCCUCUACGACUGCCAGGAAGAAGAAAUCCCUGAAUUAGAAAUAGAUGUGGAUGAACUGUUGGACAUGGAGAGCGACGAAUCGCGGAGCGCCAGGGUGAAGGAACUUCUGGUCGAUUGCUACAAGCCCACAGAGGUUUUCGUGGCUGACUUGCUAGACAAGAUCCGAGGGAUGCAGAAACUAAGCACCCCGCAGAAGAAGUGACCUCCGGAGUGCGGGCGGCCGUGCUGCGUGGCCCCAGCCAUUCGGGGCCCCGUGUGUCGCUGAAAUGUUGGCAGUGGGGGAGGAAGGGGGAGGGCGCUUUCACAGGGCUGAG
Notechis scutatus (mainland tiger snake) is the source of this 916-nucleotide messenger RNA. RefSeq names its product protein phosphatase 1 regulatory inhibitor subunit 14B (gene PPP1R14B). NCBI's taxonomy places the organism in Eukaryota, Metazoa, Chordata, Lepidosauria, Squamata, Elapidae. Gene Ontology annotation, cellular component: cytoplasm. Gene Ontology annotation, molecular function: protein serine/threonine phosphatase inhibitor activity. Gene Ontology annotation, biological process: innate immune response; regulation of phosphorylation. The record is from RefSeq and is a predicted model, not a curated record.